Messenger RNA from Hibiscus syriacus, 1362 nucleotides. RefSeq lists its product as uncharacterized. Lineage: Eukaryota; Viridiplantae; Streptophyta; Magnoliopsida; Malvales; Malvaceae. The transcript has 2 exons. Bases 104 to 1063 code for a protein of 319 amino acids. The record is from RefSeq and is a predicted model, not a curated record. Gene Ontology annotation, molecular function: protein binding.
UUUGAGUUGCCUACUUCAGCAGUCCAGCAAUUGUCCCAGGUAACAUGCAAAAAAGUUCAGACUCUUCGGCCAUAGUUACUUGCUUACCAGGUUUUGGUGUAAAAUGUUGGUUUUAAGCAUGAAUUCCAAAAGACAAAGGCGGCCUAAUGUUAGGUUGGGAGAGAUAGGAGAUGCAUCUGCUGCUGUUGCAUGUGGGUUUUCUCAGAACACUAGGGAAAAUUUGGUUAAAAAAAGAUGGAAACCUGAUUUUCCCAACUCUCAUGAACAUAUAUUUGAUACUACGGUUGAGUUUUCUAAAGAGAAGUCUUCAGAUUUCUUGAAUUCCUACCCCGGGAUUUCGCCGCGUAUAUCGUCCGAUUUGCAGCAGAACAGAGAAAAUAAGAAUCCCAAUUCGUCAAAAUUGGGUUUUGAUUUGGUUACCGCUGAUGAAAUCGACAUGAUGAAGGCUACUGUAAGUUUUGGCACCGUAACCAGGAAGAGUAGGGUCAUGAAGCGGAGAGGGUGGAGCCAGGAAGGCAAUAAUUCCGUGUUUCUUCGCCGGGCUUGGACUCAGAGUUCUAAAGUUAACCCUGAAUUUAGUAGUGAGGAUCAGAAGGAUUAUGGUGAGGAGAAACAAUUUAUGGGAAUCGAAUCAAAUGCUUGUGUGGAUCAUUACCUGGUUAAUGAUUUUCAGGACAUAUCGGAUCAUGAUGCACAGGCUACCAGCAAAGAUGCUUGUGAAUACAAUGGCGAUGAACCCGGUUAUGAUAGUUGGCAACAAGGAAAUGCUGACGAUUGUUGGAAGGAUGCUUGUUGUCAAGGAGAUAAUGUGCUUCUUAGAUCUAGUGACGAAUGGGACAGAACAGGACACAAGUGUAACGAUGUAACUAGUGUCAAAAGAUGGUUGGAGGACCUGGGUUUUGGUAGGUAUGCCGGUAUUUUCGAGAUGCACGAGGUUGAUGAGGAAGCCUUACCUAUUCUUACUCUAGAUGAUCUCAAGGAGAUGGGUGUAUUUGCCGUCGGACAUCGACGGAAAUUGUACACUGCAAUACAACAACUAAGAGGAAGCGAUGUUUCUUCCUAAAAACUCUGAAUAAAUUGUAGAUAGCCCUUUUCUCUUUAGUACUUCACCUCUUUCCUGCAGGAAAAAAAAGUGUCAAGACAUGUAUGUAACCUCUCAAAGUUUCUGACAUGGUUUUUUCCUGGCUGUCAAUGAAAUAAGCCGUACUGGGUCAUACUUUUGUAUGUCUUGUGCGUUUCUUGUCACUGGCAAAUAUUAACUAUGUAUGUACAUUAUGUGAACUUAACGGUUGCUUUUGUUUCUGUUAAGUAACGACAAUUUUGGGUCUAAAUUAGAAUGCAAGUUACAUGAAAAUCUUAAUG